Cutaneotrichosporon oleaginosum is the source of this 1473-nucleotide messenger RNA. RefSeq lists its product as uncharacterized. NCBI's taxonomy places the organism in Eukaryota, Fungi, Basidiomycota, Tremellomycetes, Trichosporonales, Trichosporonaceae. Gene Ontology annotation, molecular function: metalloexopeptidase activity. The record is from RefSeq and is a predicted model, not a curated record. Gene Ontology annotation, biological process: proteolysis.
AUGCUCACCGCGCUCGUCUGUCUCCUUCCCACCCUCGCCACCGCUCGCGCCCACUCGCUCCUCCUUACCCCCUCGGCACCCUCAGACGCGCUCCACGACUGUAUCGCAUCAUCCUAUCGGGGACACUAUGCGGGCCAGCAUGCUUAUCUCAUUACAAAGGGCUGCUCCUCCUCAGCAUCGCUGGGCCUGCUCGACUCAGGCUCCUUGACGCCCUUGGAGUCAGAAGAUCGCAUCGUCUGGGUGGGUCCCUCCAACGUGCGCCCUUCCACCCCUUCCACUCUCCAAGACAUGCUAUCUGCAUGGGAGAUCAUCGACAGCACGGCCAGCAGCCUCCUUUCCCAACAUGGUGAGGACGUACAGACAUCAUUCUCCCACGACACGUAUGAGGUUUUACUUGACCGUGUGCCCUCCCUCGUCCACGCAACGGAAACUGGCCUAUUCCUCUCGGUUCCAAGCAGCAUCCUUCCCGUGCUCGACACCCUUCUCCCGCCCCAUCUCACACCCGUUGCGCUCCCGUCAUACUCUUUGCCGCUACCGAGCUCCUACGGGAACCGGUGGGGAGUGCCAGAGGCGAAGGCGGCCCACCUCGCCAACAUCACGAAGCAUCUUCAGUUCAACACCAGGUUAGCGGCGAUUGCGUCCACCAUAUCCGCAAAGGAGAUCCUUGAGGAUGUCCGCUACCUCACAGGUGAGAGGCAAGACAGCGACAUUCAGUCGCGGCAUUCGUUCCACCCCGACUAUCUCAAAGCCUUCAGUUGGGUCCGCCGUCAAAUGGGUGCGUUGGGUAUCGAGUGCUCUCCUUAUCUGUACGAGGAGGGCUUCGGUCCCGGCCUUCUGUGCUCCAUCUAUCCUGAAACGGGCUCUGAGGAUCACGUGAUCAUAUCCGCGCAUCUCGACUCCCGGGGGUCUUUUGGCAGCCUGCGUGCUCCUGGAGCCGAUGACGACGGGAGCGGUAGUGCUCACCUCCUGGCUAUAGCGCGGGCGAUCUCGCAACACAACGUUACCUUUGAACACCCUGUCACUCUUGCCUUCUUCACUGGUGAGGAGCAAGGCCUCGUCAUGUCAAGUCAUUUCGCGCAUACUCUCAAGAAGGAGAACGUCAGUGUGCAGCUGAACGUUCAAGCGGACAUGCUGGGCUAUCGAGUUCCCGGCGAGCCAUUGCAGCUUGCUCUUCCCGCUACUAUUGACCUUCCCGAAGCGUCAUUCCUGGUCGCGAACCUCUCACAGCUAUACGCGCCUGAGCUGGUAGUGGGACGUACGGCUGCGUGUUGCUCUGACCAUCAGAGCUUCCUUCAGCUCGGGUUCCCUGCAACACAGGUCUUCGAGCGUAAUGGGUGGAUCGCGGACCCAAUGUACCACAACAGUGGUGACUUGAGCGAUCGUGAAGGUUACGACGCGGAGCAGAUCAAGUCCAUCGCCAAGGUCACCAUGGCAACACUGUUUGAAGUUGCCGGAUGGCAGCAGGGCAAGUAA